GGAAUAGAAGAAAAAAAAUCCGUGACCCGGAAGUACUUCUUUAUUCUUGCGUGCUUCACAGCGGUUUGAACAACAAUAACAACCAUUCGAAGGAAACGACAGAGGAAGACAGCUGGGUCCAUGGAGUCCUCUGAUGAAGAGGCGCUGCGCACCUUCGUCCAGGUGGUCAGUGAGAAGUACAACCCAGAGAAUUUCCCAUACUGCCGUGGGAACGGCAUGGGCGUCGUAGUGCUUUCCAGUCCACAGGGGUCGCCCAUUAAAGAUCGUCUGAAUCUGCCGAGUGUGCUGGUCCUGGACGGCUGUGGCAUCAGUAAAGCUGGGGACGAAGCUGAGGUGGCCACCUUUUGUGCCCAUGUGGUGGAGCUGGACCUGUCCCACAACCAGCUACAAGACUGGGGGGAGAUCUGCACGAUUGUGUCUAACAUCCCCAACCUGGACUUCCUUAACCUGAGUAUGAACCCUCUGAGUGGGAUUGAGCUGGAGCCAGGCCUGGCUGAGGUGUUCUUCCGAGUCCGCCGCCUGGUUCUCAUCAACACCCGUGUCACUUGGGACACGGUACACACACUCACACGCCAGACCCCUGAGUUAGAGGAGCUCUUCCUUUGUCUGAACGAAUACGACCAAGUGGCCGAAUCCCCGGUUCCCUGCCCCUCCCUGCGCCUGCUUCAGAUCACAGACAACCAGCUACAGGAGUGGGACGAGGUGCGUAAGUUUGGGCCCAUGUACCCGGGCCUGCAAAACCUGGUGUUGUCCAACAACAAACUGGGCUCUGUGGAGGAGGACACACCUCAGGACACACUGCAGCGCCUGUUUCCUAACCUGCGCAGCAUCAACCUCAACAACUCAGGGCUGAACCGAUGGGAGGACAUAGAAAGGCUGAAUUUCUUCCCUAAGCUGGAGGAGGUGAGGCUGAUGGGGCUUCCCUUACUGCAGCCCUACACAAACAAAGAGAGACGCAGCCUCACCGUGGCACAGUUGCCGUCUGUGUCUGUGUUGAACGGGAGUGUGGUGACGGAAGGGGAGAGAGAAGACGCUGAGAGGUUCUUCAUCAGACACUACCUGGACUUUCCUGAAGAGACGCUGCCUCAUAGGUACCAUGUCCUGGUGUCCAAGUACGGACGGCUUGCCCCGCUGGCCGAGGUGGACUUGCGUCCGCGCUGCAUGGCCACGCUGGAGGUGCGCUGGGGCGAGCGGACGGAGACUCUGAGCUUGCGGUUGGAGCAGACAGUCGGGGAGCUCAAGAAGGAGCUCAGGGCCCUGGUGGACCUGCCAGCCAACGGCAUGCGGCUGUACUACAUCGCCCGCGAGCUAGGCUCCGCGCUGGGACCUGAGGAGAUGAAGUACGGCAGUCGGGCACUCCACUCGUACAUGCUCCAAGACGGGGAUGAGAUCCUGGUGGUGCCCAAGACUAAGAGACGCACCAUCUCGUCCACCUCCUUGGAAAUGAUCAGACCAGGCACUCCAGUCAUUCUCUUCCACCUCUUCAGCUUCUUUUCUCAGAGAGAAGCUCUUUCUCAGGAGAUCAUGUACCCCUAUGGGCGUACCUACCGAGAUCUGGAGACACCCAAGAUGGAUGAUGGGAGUUCCACUGAAAAAAUAAUACUCAUGCCAUUCAUUUUUUUCAAUAACACCUACCGCUCCAUCUAUGUCAACAACGGUGUGAUCUCCUUCGACGUGCAGGUGAGCCAGUUCACCCCCGAGGCCUUCCCCCUGAGUGACAGCAGAUCCUUCAUCGCCCCACUAUGGGCAGACGUGCACAACGGCAUCCGCGGAGACGUGUACUACCGUGAGAGCACAGACCCAGAGCUACUGGAGCGGGCCACACAAGACAUCCGCAAGUACUUUAAGAACAUGCCCACCUUCACAGCCACCUGGAUCUUCGUCGCAACCUGGCACCAGGUCACCUUCUACGGAGGCAGUCAGACCACCCCGGUGAACACAUUUCAGGCUGUGUUGAUAUCGGACGGUCUGUCAUGCUUUUCCAUGUUCAACUAUGGAGAGAUCAACUGGAGCACAGGCACAGCCAGUGGCGGAGACCCUCUGACUGGUUUGGGUGGUAGCACAGCACAGUCAGGUUUUAAUGGAGGAGAAAUCGGUAACUUCCUCAACCUGCCUGGGUCCCGUUCCAAUGCUGUGGUUGAAAUCGAGAGGACGACCAAUGGCACCUGCUCCUACCUGUUAGCUCGGCCCUGCUGGGAGGUGGCUGGCCUGCAGUUCUUCAGCGUGGAGGCCAAGAACGAGAACCGCGGCGUGGCCUCUGUGUCCUGGCUGAGAGAUGUCACUGUGGAGGUGUACGACCACAGAGUCACCCUGCCUAAGGGCAGCCAGGGCACAAUACAGGUGGAUGGACUGAUAAAGACACUGCCAGUCCAACUCCAGCUAGGCGCAGUCAGGGUGUACCAGUCGGGCAUGGCCGUCGCCCUGGAGACCGACUUCGGCCUCCUGGUGACCUACGAUGGGCAGCACUACGCCUCCAUUUCCCUGCCCAGCUCCUACUUCAACAACACAUGCGGCCUGUGCGGUAACUAUAACGACGAUCCUGCCGACGACCCUGUGCUGCCCGACGGCUCGCUGGCCGAGAGCGUAGUGGCGCUGGGUGGCAGCUGGCGGGCGGAGGACGCUGACUGGCGCUGCGCAGACGGCUGUGCCCAGAACUGCAGUGUCUGUGAACCAUUGACCGAGGCGUUCUACUUCCGUCCGGACUACUGUGGAAUCAUCAACAAGACGGACGGGCCUUUCAGGGACUGCAGGGCAGUGGUGGACCCAACGGCCUUUGUCUACAGUUGUGUCUACGACAUGUGCAGCAACAAGGACAACAUUACCACCCUCUGUCAGGCCAUUCAGGCCUACGCCUUAGCCUGCCAAGCCCUGGGGGUCACCAUACGAACCUGGAGGUCACACACCUUCUGUGCCCUGAAAUGCCCUGAGUCCAGCCACUACCAGGUGUGCACCAGUGCCUGCGCCGCCUCAUGCUCGGACCUCACCUCCCACCUGUACUGCACCCACCCUUGCACAGAGGGCUGCCAGUGCAACCCGGGAUACGUGCUGAGUGGCAACCGUUGCGUCCAGCACCAGGACUGUGGCUGCGAGCGUGAAGGACUCUACUACCCUCUCAACGACACUUUCUGGGCGGGCCCUGCCGGCGAGGGUGGAGAGUGCACCCUGCGCUGCGUCUGUGGACCCAACGGCGAAGUCUCCUGCUUCAACGAUUCAUGUAGAGAAGGCGAGGUGUGUGUGACAGAGUUCGGCCUGUUGGGCUGUUACCCCCGCAGGGAGGGGGUGUGUUCUCUGAGCCAGAAUGUCGUGACAGCCUCUUUCGACGGGAACUCCAUGCCCUUCCCGGAUGACAGCUCCUACUACCUGCUGAGGUCGUGUGGGCCAACGCCGGCCAACGUGUCUGCUGUGGAAGUAAAGAUGGGCCGGCGGCUGGUAAACAAGGGUCCGUACUGGAUGCGGCCCGUGGUGGUCAGGGUGGCCAACCUGGAGGCCCAGAUGGGUGGAUCGGACUUUGACACAGUGAAGCUCAACGGUGAGCUGGUACUACUGCCUUAUGUCCACCCACUGGAGACCCUUAUGAUCUACCGCGCCCCUGGCAACGCUACUGUGGUGGAAUCCAGCGGAUUGGUCCUAGUCCGCUACACCCGUCAGGGUCUCCUCAACAUCUCUCUCUCUACCCUCUUUUACAACGCCACCUGCGGCCUGUGCGGUCUCUUCAACGGAAACGCCAGCGACGAUCUCCGUCUGCCUAACGGCCGGCUGGCCGAAUCCCUCGAACUCUUCACUGACGGCUGGCGGGCCAUCGCUGACGACCUGACGUGCAAUGGCAAUUGCGACAACCUGUACCGCAUGUGCACGGACCUGCGGCUCUACCAGAGCCCGUGGAUGUGUGGCAACAUCAACGACCUGGGGAACAGCUCCUUCCUGGCGUGCCAUGGUGCCGUCAACCCCUCGCCGUUCUUCCGGAACUGCCUGUACAACAUGUGCGUGCGGGAGGGAAACCGCUCGGUGCUCUGCUCUUCGCUGCAGGCGUAUGCCUCGGCCUGUCAGGAUGCCCAGGUGGGCCUUGCUGCCUGGAGGAGUGCUACCAAUUGCCCCUUGCCCUGUCCGGAGAACAGCUAUUUCGAUGAGUGCACCAGCGCUUGCCCGCUGACCUGCCCCGGCCUGGACGAGCCCGCCGAGCUGUGCCCACUGCCCUGUCAGGAGGGCUGCCAGUGCAGGGAGGGCUUUGCACUCCACAAUGGCCAGUGCGUGGCGCGCAGCGACUGCGGCUGCAUCAGCUCUGGGGGCCGGCAGCUGGCCACCAACCAGAUCUUCUGGAAUGACUGGGAGUGCCAGGAGCGCUGCUACUGCAACGGCUCGGACAACAGCGUCUACUGCACGCUGGCACCGUGCCGGGAGGGUGAGUACUGCCAGGAGGGCUUUGAGGGCCUCUACUUCUGCCAGGCGCGCACCGAAGCGCUGUGCGUUGCCGCUGGUUACAGCCACUUUCUGCCAUUCGGAGGUGUGCCCUUCGAGCUGCAGAGUAGCUGUACCUUGAUCCUGGCAACAACGAGGUGCAACGGCGGAGUGGCGGGAGAGGAGGAUAUGGACCAGAGCACCGCCACCCGACCCAGGACGAGCACCAGCGCCGACCUCCCUCGCUUCAAGCUGUCAGCCCGGAACGAGGAGAGGGACACGGGAAACUAUGGAACGUCUGUACCUGCCUUUGGAGCUGGGGCCGGGGAAGGUCCACAUCUUCACUUUCAGCUGGUGGUGGAGACGGACUUUGGCCUGAAAGUUGCCUUCGACUGGAACACCCUGCUCCUGCUCACGCUGCCUCGACGCCUCUACAAAGCCACCUGCGGCCUGUGCCAGGGCAUGCCACUUUCCUCUCCACCCGCACUCACCACCAGCAACUGGGGCACGGCCUGGGCUGAGCAAGACACAUUCUGCCAGGUGGGCUGUGGCGACUCGUGCCCACGUUGUGGGUUGGUCGAGAGAGGCUUUGGUGCCAUCGAUGCCCCUUUACUCGUCACGGACGCUUACGUGGAAGGCGUGGCCCAAGAUGGUGAGGGAGGAGGAAUCAAUGUUGAUGGCGGGGGUUACACAGGAAUCCGAUUCCACCUGGGCGAGGGGCUAUACUUGUUUGUGGAGCCCGAGGCAGUGCGUCUGUGCGGGUUGAUCGUGGACCGCGGCGGUGUGUUUGCGCGCUGCCACAGCAAGGUGGCACCGGCGUUCUUCUACCAGAACUGCCUGCAGGACACAUGCCUGGACCAGGGUGCCUCGGGGACCAUUUGCAACUGGCUGCAGAUCUACACCAGCACAUGCCAGACCCAGGGAGUGCGUGUGUUAGGCUGGAGGAGUGACACACCCUGUGUGCUGACGUGCCCAGCCAACAGCCACUACUCUAGCUGCAUGUCAGUGUGCCAACCGCAGUGCGCCCCAGCCCGCGGCCAGAGGGAGUGCACCCAAGACUGUGUGGAGGGCUGCCAGUGUGACCAGGGAUACUUCCUCAAUGGCAAGGGUUGCAUCCGGCCCCAGAACUGUGGCUGCUACAACGACGGCAAGUACUAUGAGCCAAAACAGCUGUUCUGGAACAGUGAUUGCACCAAGCGCUGCCAGUGCAUCGGCCGUAAUCUCAUCCAGUGUGACCCGCGCCGCUGCAAGGCCGAGGAGGAGUGCGCCCUGCGCCAUGGCGUGCGCGGCUGCUUCACCCAGCGCUCGCAGCACUGCGUGGCGUCCGGUGGCGGUGUCUUCAGGACCUUUGACGGGGCGUCCCUCCGCCUGCCUGCCUCCUGCUCCUUCGUGCUGUCCACCAACUGCCACAAGCUACCUGACCUCUCCUUUCAGCUCAUCGCAAACUUCGACAAGUGGAGCACGCCCAACCUCACCACCAUCUCCCAUGCAUACCUCUAUAUUAACGAGGAGAAUAUCCUGAUCUCUGGGAGCACCGUGAAGGUGAACGGCACUCCUGUGUCGUUGCCUUUUGUCACGGGCCUGAUGACGCGCGUCUCCACAUCGGAGGGCUUCCUGGUCAUCGACACGCCGCAGGACAUCCAGGUGCGGUACAACCGCUUCAACACGCUCAGCAUCACUAUGGGCCAGCGGCUGCAAAACAAGGUGUGCGGCCUUUGCGGCAACUUCAACGGAGACCCCACUGACGACUACAUCACCUCCCAUGGGAAGCCGGCCAUCAGCGCCCUGGAGCUGGCCCAGAGCUGGAAGACCAAUGGCAUGCAGAACAGCUGUGAUGAGACCCAGUACAUGGCGCUGGCCCAGUCGUGUGAGAACACAGCUGUGUUGGGCCUCCAGGGCGAGGAGGGGUGCCAGAAGCUCACCCAGAUGAAGGGCUUCUUCCAGCCCUGCCACGGCCUGCUGGACCCCAGGCCCUUCUACCAGUCCUGCUACCUGGACGGUUGCUACAACCACCACAAGGCCCAGGUGUGCGGCUCGCUGGCUGCCUACGCCGAGGCCUGCCGCUCCCUAGGCACGCUCACCACCAAGUGGAUUGCCCAGGAGAAUUGUUCAGAAUGGAUCUACGACCCUUGUGCAGGAGAGAUCUGCACCAACAACACGUGUGAGCAGGAGAACGGGGGAGACCUGUGUGGCUGCCCUGAGCUGCCCAACAACGCUGGUGGCGAGGAUGACAUAAUCCAGGCGGAGGUGACAUGUAAGCACGCCCAGAUGGAGGUGUCCAUCUCCAAGUGUAAGCUCUUCCAGCUGGGCUUCGAGCGUGAGGACGUGAGGAUCAACGACCAGUACUGCCCCGGCAUUGAGGGAGAGGACUUCAUCUCCUUUCACAUCAACAACACCAAGGGCCAUUGCGGCUCCAUUGUACAGUCCAACGGCACACACAUCAUGUACAAGAACACGGUGUGGAUCGAGAGUGUGAACACAGGCAACAUCAUCACCAGGGACAAGACAAUCAACGUGGAGUUUACCUGCGCCUACGAGCUAGACAUCAAGAUAUCCUUGGAGACUGUGCUCAAGCCCAUGCUCAGUGUUAUCAACCUCACUCUCCCCACCCAGGAAGGAAACUUCAUCACUAAGAUGGCGCUGUACAAGAACUCCUCGUACCGCCAGCCGUACCGCGAGGGCGAGGUGGUCCUGAGCACACGGGACGUCAUCUUUGUGGGGGUGUUUGUGGAGGGGGCCGACGAGGACCAGCUCAUCCUCAUUGUCAAUAUGUGCUGGGCCACGCCGUCCCGCUACAGCAACGACCACCUCCGCUACGUCCUCAUAGAGAGAGGUUGUCCCAACGUCAAGGACAACACCAUCAGCAUGGCUGAGAACGGGGUGUCCCUCACCUGUCGCUUCCACGUCACCGUCUUCAAGUUCAUCGGGGACUACAGUGAGGUCCACCUCCACUGUGACGUGUCACUGUGUGACCACGAGACCAAUGCAUGCAAAGUGAACUGUCCCCACAACAGGAGAAUGUACUCAGACUACAGCGAUCACAAGGAGCAGAUCCUCACUGUAGGACCCAUCAGAAGGCGAGAGUCGGACUGGUGUGAGGUGGGUAACGGAGGCUGUGAGCAGAUCUGCACCAGUAAAGGGAUGGGAGCUAUGUGUAGCUGUGUGACUGGGGUGCUGCAGAGGGACGGCAAGAGCUGUCGAGCUGUCAGCUCCAGCGUUGACCUUCGACCCCUUGUUUUUCCUCUGGCUCUUAGCACCGUGGUCUCCGUGCUCCUCACUCACACACACAAUUCCCUCUUCUCCUAACCCUGGGCGGACAGUCAGAGAGAGAGAGAGAGGAGGGAGGGAGAGAGAGACAGAUAAAGAGAAGAGGAGAGCAGUAUAACACGAAAAAACAGCAAACCAGAGGAGAGCAGACAUCUACACGUCCUACUUACUGUCACAGAGACUUCCACAGCAACCAAUCACAGAGCAGAGAAGCACUUCCCACCCGUUGCACUAAACAAAAACAACAACAAUUCACAAGACUGGGGCACUGGAUCACAAUGGAAAAAGCCCUCCAAAAGAGUCUCUCUAUUCACGUAUACUUUAGCUAGACAGCAAAAAGUCGGUAUAUUUCAUUUAACAAACAGCAUAGUGAGUUAGUACUAGAUACAGUGUUUUUUUAAUGAGAGGUGAGGGCAUAGUUUGCCCUACAUUUAUCUUUGAUAGCAAAGCUUGGUUGCUAAAACGUUUUUAAAAUAAUUGUAUCAUUAUUUAUGUGUGAAGUCAGAGGCUGUGUAUGUGAAGCGAUUACCUGUUCCCUUCUCAAACCCUAAUCCCCUACUCUGAAACUACAGUAUGAGUCUCAGUAACAUACAAAGUAAUGCUCUGGUGCAGUGGUUCCCAAACUUUUUAUAGUCCCGUACCCCUUCAAACAUUCAACCUCUAGCACCAAGUUCAGCACACUCUCAAAUGUUGUUUUUUGCCAUCAUUGUAAGCCUGCCACACACACAUUAUAUGAUACAUUUAUUAAACAUAAGAAUGAGUGUGAGUUUUUGUCACAACCCGGCUUGUGGGAAGUGACAAAGAGCUCUGAUAGGACUAUGGCACAAAUAAUAAUAUAAUAAAAAUCAAUAAUUUUGCUCUUUAUUUAGCCAUAAAUUAUAAAACUUUAUUUGUUCAUCAAAAAUGUUGAAUAACUCACCACAGGUUAAUGAGCACGGUAUGCUUGAAAGGAUGCACAUAACUCUGCAAUGUUGGGUUGCAUUGGAGAGAGUCUCAGCCUUUAAUAAUUUUCCACACACAGUCUGUGCCUGUAUUUAGUUUUCAUGCUAGUGAGGGCCGAGAAUCCACUCUCACAUAGGUACAUGGUUGCAAAGGGCAUCAGUGUCUUACCAGUGCGAUUUGCCAAGGCAGGAUACUCUGAGCGCAGCCCAAUCCAGAAAUCUGGCAGUGGCUUCUAAUUUAAAUUCAAUUUUCACAGAACCGCUUGUUGCAAUUUCGAUGAGGCUCUCUUGUUCAGAUAUCGGCAGGUGCACUGGAAGCAGGGCAUGAAAGGCAUAACGAAUCCAGUUGUUUGUGUCAUCCGUUUUGGGAAAGUACCUGCAUAACUGCGUGCCCAACUCACUCAGGUGCUUCGCUAUAUCAUAUUUGACAAUGUCCGUAAGCUUGAGUUCAUUUGCACACAAAAAAUCAUACAAUGAUGGAAAGACCUGUGUGUUGUCCUUGUUAAUGCAGACAGAGAAGAGCUCCAACUUCUUAAUCAUAGACUCAAUUUUGUCCUGCACAUUGAAUAUAGUUGCGGAGAGUCCCUGUAAUCCUAGAUUCAGAUCAUUCAGGCGAGAAAAAACAUCACCCAGAUAGGCCAGUCAUGUAAGAAACUCGUCAUCAUUCAAGCGGUCAGACAAGUGAAAAUUCAAAAAAACUUGUCAAUACAUUGCCCCUUGAUAACCAGCACAUUUCUGUAUGUUGUAAAAGCGUUACAUGGUUGCUGCCCAUAUCAUUGCAUAGUGCAGAAAAUACACGAGAGUUCAGAGGCCUUGCUUUAACAAAGUUAACAAUUUUCACUGUAGUGUCCAAAACGUCUUUCAAGCUGUCAGGCAUUCCCUUUGCACCAAGAGCCUCUCGUUGGAUGCUGCAGUGUACCCAAGUGGCGUCGGGAGCAACUGCUUGCACACAAGUUACCACUCCACUAUGUUUCCCUGUCAUGGCGUUUGUGCCAUCAGUACAGAUACGAACACAUCUUGACCACCAAAGUCCAUUUGAUGUCACAAAGCUGUCCAUAUAUCCUCUACUGUUGUCCUGGUUUCCAGUGGUUUGCGGAAGAGGAUGUCUUCCUUAAUUGACCCCCCAUAAACGUAACAGACAUAUACCAGGUGCUAUGCCAGGCCCGCCAUGUCUGUUGACUCAUCCAGCUGUAAUGCAUAGAAUUCACUGGCUUGUAUGCGAAGCAGUAAUUGUUUCAAAACAUCUCCUGUCAUGUCACUGAUGCGUCAUGAAAUGGUGUUGUUUGAUGAAGGCAUUGUCUGUAUAGUUUUUUUGGCCUUUUCCCCCAGCAUUGUCCCAGCCAUGUCCAUGGCAGCAGGAAUAAUUAAGUCCUCCACAAUAGUAUGGGGCUUGCUUGUACUAGCCACUCGGUAGCUCACCAUAUAAGACGCUUCUAGCCCCUUCUUAUUAAUGGUAUCUGUUGCUUUAUACAUGUCUUACUACUCGAAAAUCGUCUUUGUUCUCGCUCAAAAAACUCCUGUGGCUUAUUUUUCAAAUUGUCAUGCUUAGUUUCUAAAUGUCUACGCAAGAGGGAAGGUUUCCCGCGAGAGAGUAACGGUUAAUGUGAUUGGAUGUUAAUUAUUUGAUUAGGCUACCUGUAUUUUACAUUGUGUUGUUAUUUCGCUGAACACGAGAUGGUUUAAUAUUCUUUUUGGCAGUAAAUCAAGGCUACUCAGAUGAGAAAAAAAACUCACUCAAAUGUAUAGCCCCGUUGGAAAAUAUAAAUGUACUGUUUGAAAAUGUGAAGAUUUUUUUUAUUUUUAAUGUGAAUCACAUUUUUAUUUGGCGUACCCCCGACGUCAAUGCGCGUACCCCUGUACGCUCACCCUAGUUUGGGAAUAACUGCUGUGGUGGAUGUGUCUUGAAUACCAAAGUGUUUGGUCAUGUCCCACUGACAUUUUACAUGCCUACUUCAUGGCACAUGUGCCAGUCUCAAUCAGAAACAGUUCUAAAAUAACUUAUGUUUCAAAUGAUGCUUUCAGACACAUUUGAUUGAAAGAAUAAUAAUAUUGUGAAGGUUAAAUUCAUUCUCAAAAAUGUAUUUUGGUUAAAAAAAGUCACAACAUUAAUUUUAUAAAGACCGAUGUAGAACUGUCCAGACCGAUAUCAGUAUGAGCUAAAUAUCAAAGUGACCUGGGUCAAAUUAAAAAUAUAUAUAUUUUUAUUUUACCUUUAUUUAACUAGGCAAGUCAGUUAAGAACAAAUUCUUAUUUUCAAAUUAUCGUAUCUUCAAAUGUGCCUACCUAUGCUGUUCUCAGCAAGUGAACAGGUGAUGUUUUUGUACAAUGAAUGACACAGAAGGAACCUCACCCCACUCCAUAUAGCUAGCAAUAACAAUUUCCUUUUAGAAAAUAUCAGAGUAUUUCAUAACCUUUUCAUUAUGUACAAAUGCACAUAUUGUUAAUACAGGCUUUUUAAAGUAUAUUGUAUGAAUUUCAAAUGGCCUUUAAAUGUUGAGUUUGGAUAAUUAAGCAACCCAAAAAGGCAGCAAGACAAGAGAGGCAACCAUCCCAUUUUAGAGAAGCAGUACCAUUUCCAGAAUAAAAUAAAUGGUUCUCAUAA
This is a messenger RNA of Salvelinus fontinalis (brook trout), 11205 nucleotides long. RefSeq names its product alpha-tectorin-like. Gene Ontology annotation, biological process: cell-matrix adhesion. The transcript is spliced from 33 exons. NCBI's taxonomy places the organism in Eukaryota, Metazoa, Chordata, Actinopteri, Salmoniformes, Salmonidae. Gene Ontology annotation, molecular function: protein binding. The coding region runs from base 121 to 7701 and encodes 2526 amino acids. The record is from RefSeq and is a predicted model, not a curated record.